AUGUCGUCCAUAUCACCUCUUCCUCGACGGUCGUUGUGCUUGGUUACCGAGGGCUCCGGCGUUUCAGUGAAUCAUGGCGAUGCCGGCUUUACCGCACUGCUUAACAAGCACUUCGAUGAUCGAGAGAGCGAUGCUACAGAACGCUUGAUCGCUUUAAAAACAACCUUGAAAACCCCCGAUACGAAGUUGGCUUGGGACGAGUUUCUAGAAGGAUUAGCAAAACUCGGUCAUGCUCAAAGUGGAUUCAUUAGCUGCCAGGUCGACGAAAUGAACGACGAAGAGCCCUCCCAGAAUAUGCUUACUACCUGCUACUACAACGAUGAAUAUGGAAAUAAGGGAUUGCUCAGAGAGCGUGGCUACUCUGCUGUCAGUAAAGCUUGUGAGCAUAUGAAACACGGAAAGGUGCUUCUUAUUCCCGACCGAUUAUGCUCUGAUGACUUGCCUUUCGCCGCUGAUGCCCUUAUCGCUGUACCUUUGUACUCUGGGGAUCGCAACAUUGGCCACUUUGGGAUGAUGUGGACAAGUCAAGGUUUGCAAGAACUAUCAUUCUCAUGGUCAUAUGUCGAGAUGCUGUUGCAUUCUCUAGAGGAUGUGGUAGCUCAGCGUGUGGUGGAUGAGAACUUUUUACCUACUUCAUUGAAUGAUGCAACAUUCUCGCCCCCGCCUUCCGAACCAUUGGCACACAAUGCAAAGCUUCACGAACCCGCAUCUGCUCCUCCGUCACCCGUCUUUGCACAUCCCUUGAAGCCCUUCGCCCCCAGCUUAUCGCACGAGUUGCGAACACCAAUGCAGGGAGUUGUUGGUAUGCUAGAUGUCAUGCACGCGAGUGUGGAGGAGGCAAUUGCCCGCAAAGUCGCCGCCAGCAAAGUCGCCAGCAAAGCAGCCAGCAAAUCAUUCUACCUUUUGCAAGAUUUGAAAGAAAACAUUGAGUUGGUUCAAGAUAGUGCUCGGCGUGCAGUCGAAGCAGCAGAUAACGUCGUGCACGCCUAUGAUCUCAACAUGGAGGUUCCGGAAACCCCGCAGAAAGAAGUGUAUGCUGACAUCAUGGAAGACCUGCCACCAUCUUGUGUCGCUGCUGCGUCGGCAGAAAGAUUUUCGUUCAAGGACAACAAGCUUCCAGUCAAUCCAUACAAACGCCGCCGAAGUAUAUCUAUCGAUUGGGCCGGCCAUGGACGGGCACCGAAACGCUCCUCAAGGAGAAAUACCUCGCAUGGGGAUUUAUCCCCACGCAGCGAAGUGAAGAACGCAAUCCAGGAAAGCGACAAGAUUGUUUAUUCUCCGGCGAAAGGUCGCAUCGAAGAAGUGGUUGUUAAUGCAGUUGCUCAAAGACCAUCAUCACUAGCUACGCGGCGAAUGGCCCAGCAGAUGGUGGUUGAAGGCGUACCACCUACCGCCAUACGCCACACCAAGAUUCGUGAUCUUCUACAUCUAGUCAUCAAUGAGUCAUUACACGUGGGCAAAAGGCCAGAAUCAACCUUGAGCCAAAGGACGUUGCUGGGCGAACACAUAAACGUUCAUGCGUUGGCAUCGAACGGAGAGACCUGCAUCAAAAGUAUAGAAUGGUCUGUAGAUGCAACGGUGCCGGACACUUUAUAUGUCGAUGAACGUGACCUGGCCAAACUGAUAUCAUGUGUGUUCUUGAAUGCUGUCAAAUUCACAGAAAGUGGCCAAAUCACCGUUGUGGCGACGUCGUGUAACAGAUCUCCUCAGCAGUAUAUGCGCAUCAACAUUCGCGAUACAGGGAUGGGAAUUCCAGAGGAGUUCUUCCCCAGUCUCUUUAAACCCUUUGCACGGGAGGAUGACUCGACGACUCGCACGAGAGAUGGACUUGGUCUUGGCCUUUUGGUUGCCAAAGGCCUAGCAAGGAAGAUGGGCGGUGAUUUACUUUGCGUUCAUUCUUCUACGUCUGGUCCUGAUCGAGGGUCUGAAUUCGAAAUCCGGAUACCUGUCAACCCUUCGGGUACUCUGAGCCGACCCAACACUCCAUACAACGGGUCCGCCGCACCAUUGGCUACUCCUCCUUUACCUUCUAAUUUAACUGGUUCUUCUGUGGUUGAUGUUACUAUUGCUGGUACAAUCGUACAGCCUGUGAAUAUGGAGGUCCUUCCACCACCAGCAACAGUUUUAUCUGCAGAUAUUCCUCCUAUUAUUCCCUCCAUACCCACCAUGCCCGCGCAAGAACUCAUAUACUCUCAUUCCUGUGCGCGAACAACUAGUCAACCGUCUACCGCUCUUCAGGGUGCUGGACUCGGGAAGAGCCAUCCUCUCACAUUUUUAGUCGCGGAGGACAAUCAAAUAAACCGAAAAAUUUUAGUAAACAUGUUACGCAAGCUAGGAUAUCGUGACGUGUACGAAGCCUAUGAUGGACGUGAGGCCGUUCGUAUUAUGCAAGAAACAUUGCUAUCAUCAUAUCCGCCCAUCUCAUCCCCGUCUACGCAAGGAAGCGAUAGUGGCGCUGAGAAUUCAUCUCCGGUCAUUGCAAACGAAGGCAACCGGAAGAGAACAAAGCCGAUCGAUGUAGUCCUGAUGGACCUGUGGAUGCCGGAAAUGGACGGAUAUGAAGCCACAUCAAAGAUUUUCGAAAUGAUCGAUGAACACUGCAAUCGCCUGGCGCCUAACAACAACAACAACAACAACAACAACACUUCUAAACAUACUCCCAUGGAAAACUGGGACCAAAGCAGCGAAUCCUGUGUUCCUUCGAUACCCGAUCUUUCGCCCAAGGUGCUAGCUGUGAGCGCAGAUGUGACGGAUGAAGCUUUGCAUCGAGCUUCGUCCGUCGGCAUCCAGGGCUACAUGACUAAGCCAUAUAAACUGGCCGACCUGGAGCGGCUUAUAAUUGAUUGUUGUUUUCCCCAAGCGUCCAUAUAA
Molecule: messenger RNA, 2871 nt
Organism: Talaromyces atroroseus
Lineage: Eukaryota; Fungi; Ascomycota; Eurotiomycetes; Eurotiales; Trichocomaceae
Exons: 1
Coding region: 1-2871 (956 amino acids)
Biological process (GO): protein autophosphorylation; phosphorelay signal transduction system
Molecular function (GO): phosphorelay sensor kinase activity; histidine phosphotransfer kinase activity
Source: RefSeq, a predicted model, not a curated record